GGCGGGCUCGCCCGGCUUCGGCGUCGGCGUCGCUCCCGCGCUGGAGCCGUAGGCCGGCUUCUCCCCGCCGCCCGCGGUGCAGCAUCGGUGGCCGGGGGCGCGCGUAGAACCGCCUGCCCGCGCGUCGCCGGCUGGACGCCGAAACGCGGGGGUCGUUGUGUCGUGGGAACGACGCCGGUGGCCGCCUCCGCGACAGCAGGUGCGGCCGCUUUAGCCCGGGGCGGGCUCGGCGGCAGCCGGGCGCGUCUCGGCUCGCGCCCACCCCUUUCCUUUCGGACCCGACGCCCAGGAGCGACCCUGAGCCUACCGCCGAAGGGGCGGGAAAUGGCGGCCUCGACGGCUUCGCACCGGCCCAUUAAGGGGAUCCUCAAGAACAAGACCUCUACGACGUCCUCUGUGGUCGCCGCCGCCGAGCAGCAGCCCAGCAAGAGUGUCGACGAAGAGCUGAGUAAAAAAUCCCAGAAGUGGGAUGAAAUGAACAUCCUGGCGACAUAUCAUCCAGCAGACAAAGACUAUGGUUUGAUGAAAAUAGAUGAACCAAGCACUCCAUACCACCGUAUGAUAGGUGAUGAUGAAGAUGCAUUGAGUGAUUCAGAAAACACUGAUGCCCUGACCCCAGAUUCCUUAGCUAAGAAAUUAGCUGCUGCUGAAGGCUCGGAGCCAAGGUAUCAGGUUCAUGUAGAAGACAGCAGUGAAGAUGAAGACAGUGACCUCUCACCUGAAGAACAAGUGAAAACAAGUUACAAAAUAAUCUAUAAUCAGAGAAAAAGAAAAGAUACUUGGCAAGAUCUUUAUGGAAUGCUGAAAUGGAUGUUGGUCUCAGAACUUCUUGAAAAAAAAAAGCGACAGUUUGAAAUGAAAAGGAAGCUGCACUACAAUGAAGGACUGAAUAUGAAAUUAGCUAGGCAAUUAAUUUCAAAAGACCUACAUGAAGAUGAUGAAGAUGAAGAAAUGUUAGAGAGUGCACUUGGAGAAAAUAUGAAUUCGGAAGACUCAAAUCAAGGAUCUACUACAGGUGACCAACUGCAAAACAAAUCACAGAGUUCAUAGAAGAGAUUUGUUCAACACUCAUUGUUGAUACAACCCGUUACUAUACUGCUCUUGUUAUCUACAAUUCAUGACUUAAGUACCAAAAUGCAUACCAAUGUUGCCAAGAAUUAAAUAACUUUAGAGACUAAUUAGACUUGAAAAUGCCUAAUUGAUAUAUAUAUAUAUAUAUAUAUAUAUAUUCAUAUAUAUAUAUUAUUGUGCCUAGUACUUCACCACAAAUACAGCAUAAUAUCAUCAGUCCAAAACUGCAUUACUUUUUUAAGAACACUGGUUAAUUUGUAUAAGAUAUCACAUAGCUCUUUAUGCUUUAGAGGUUAAAUAAUAUCUUGGGAAGUGGGAGGGGACUUAAUUUAUUUUCUUCACUUCUAGAUGUGAUAGCUCAUAUAAAAUUUUUUAAAGUAAAAAUACAAUUGGAACAACAGAUUAUAUAGGCUGAUAAAUAUUCAAUCUGAAAAGUAUUUUAACACAUUUCAACUUGAUUUUUCUCUUUAAAUAAAAAAGAUUACAAGAAUUACUAUUGCAUUUUCUGGCCUACUACCUUUAAAAUUCCUUUGAGUUUGUUUAUGUUAUCAGGGAAAGGAUUAAACUUUUUCCUCACGAAAACUAGCUUUAUUCACAAAUAAAUUAUCAGGUUAAACUUGCA
Pipistrellus kuhlii (Kuhl's pipistrelle) is the source of this 1693-nucleotide messenger RNA. It is a transcript of the gene PPP1R2, whose product is annotated as protein phosphatase 1 regulatory inhibitor subunit 2. Gene Ontology annotation, biological process: regulation of signal transduction. Gene Ontology annotation, molecular function: protein phosphatase inhibitor activity. The transcript has 7 exons. The coding region runs from base 325 to 1050 and encodes 241 amino acids. The record is from RefSeq and is a predicted model, not a curated record. NCBI's taxonomy places the organism in Eukaryota, Metazoa, Chordata, Mammalia, Chiroptera, Vespertilionidae.